Rhododendron vialii is the source of this 999-nucleotide messenger RNA. Its product is annotated as large ribosomal subunit protein eL6-like. Gene Ontology annotation, biological process: cytoplasmic translation; ribosomal large subunit assembly. Lineage: Eukaryota; Viridiplantae; Streptophyta; Magnoliopsida; Ericales; Ericaceae. The transcript has 5 exons. The record is from RefSeq and is a predicted model, not a curated record. Gene Ontology annotation, cellular component: ribosome; cytosolic large ribosomal subunit. Gene Ontology annotation, molecular function: structural constituent of ribosome; RNA binding. The coding region runs from base 41 to 742 and encodes 233 amino acids.
GAGAGAGAGAGAGGGAGAGGAGAGAGAAAACUUGGUAGCAAUGGCCCCGAAGAAGGUAACAAGGGCGGCGAGCAGAAACCCUGAGCUGAUACGAGGGGUGGGCAAGUACUCUCGCUCCGUGAUGUACCACAAGAGAGGUCUGUGGGCCAUCAAGGAAAAAAACGGCGGCGUCUUCCCCCGCCACGACAAGAAGCCGGCCGACCAACCACUCGCCGCGAAGCCGCCAAAGUUCUACCCCGGCGACGACGUCAAGAAGCCCUUGGUUAACAAGCGCAAGCCCAAACCCACCAAACUCAAGGCUGGUAUUACUCCAGGGACGGUGCUGAUUAUGCUGGCUGGGAGGUUUAAGGGGAAGAGAGUUGUUUUCCUGAAACAGCUGCCAUCUGGGUUGCUUCUUGUUACUGGACCAUUCAAAAUAAAUGGUGUUCCACUGAGGCGUGUGAAUCAAUCUUACUUGGUAGCAACUUCUACCAAGGUUGAAAUUGCUGGGUGCAACGUUGAAAAGUUUGAUGACAAGUACUUUGCAAAGAAAGUUGUGAAGAAGAAAAAGAAAGGAGAAGGAGAGUUCUUUGAGGCUGAGAAAGAGGAGAAGAAUUCUCUUCCACAGGAAAAGAAGGAUGAUCAGAAAACUGUGGAUGAACCCUUGAUUAAAGCCAUUGAAGCUGUUCCAGAUCUGAAGACUUAUUUGGCUGCAAGAUUUUCGCUCAAGGCAGGCAUGAAACCUCAUGAGCUCACCUUUUAGACCAAGCAUAUCCGAAAUUGUUAGGAAUCUGAGAUUUUACUCUGGUGUUCUGUUCAAUUUGAAGUUGUUCUAGACAGUGUAUGAGAUUUUGUUGGUGGAUAACCAUCUUAAUUUUUGUUUACGUUAGCCAAUGUGGCACGGAAGGGAUUUCCUUGUGAUGAUACAUAUUCCGUGAGGGCUUGUGACCUUGGCAAAGAUGUUUUACCUGUGCUUUAUUCUGUUUGCAUUCUUAUCCAAUCGAUUACUAUGUCUCUUAA